Molecule: messenger RNA, 5494 nt
Organism: Phlebotomus argentipes
Lineage: Eukaryota; Metazoa; Arthropoda; Insecta; Diptera; Psychodidae
Gene: mud
Product: interaptin
Exons: 7
Coding region: 121-5337 (1738 amino acids)
Source: RefSeq, a predicted model, not a curated record
CGCUUGGAUGUUUGACGCGAAUAUUUUCUUCUCAUUUUCGUCUGAAGUAGUGUCUUAAUGUGUUUUUCUUUCACGUAAAUUUGUGUAUGAGUGGUUUAAGUGUGUGAAACAAGUGGAAAAAUGGAGAUGGCUAAUUGGACAAAUCUGAUUAUGGGCUGGGUGAAUACCACUGAGCUGGUGGAGAAGCCUUGCCUGUUUCUCGACCAGACGGACUUGGAUCUCUUCUACGCCGAGUACAGGAAGCUCAUGAUAGCUGUGACUAUUCCGGAGAGGAAUAUCAGGGACUUCAUCAAAGCGCAGUAUCCAGCCUUCCAGAUUCACUUCUUCGACGAUAACACAAUCUGUUCGGCUGACUACAUGUACAUUUACUGCCUUCUGCUGCACUACUCCUGUGUCGUGUGCAAAGACAAGAAGUUCCAGAGCAUCUGCAUGAAGCUGACCGGCUCCCAGCAGGAGUCAAUAGCUUCUCUCUUCAGCCGCUUGGGCCAGAGAGAAGACAUCACCAGGGCCUCUCUGAAGGGCAUCCUUCGAGAGACACCUGUGGAGAGCUCUUCCAUCGAAUUUAUGAAGCUCGGUUCUCCCAUCCGAACACCCCUGAAGACUUCUCCGCCCACGCCGGCGGUUAAACUUCUCGAGGAUCGAUCUCGUGAGUUGAUUUCCGUGAAGGCGCAGCUUGAGACGGAGCGAUAUGAGAAAAACUUUCUGGAGGCGCAGCUGAAGGAGACAGAAGAGAGGCUGAGGAGGGCCAAUCAGCAGCAGAAGCAUUACGUGGUGGAGAUCAAGCAGCUGAAAGAGAAGCUUCUCUACGGCGACGAGCAGAACAUUCCUCAGAAUGGAGAGAAGAAGAGUGGGCAGUCUUUGGUGUGUCUGCAGAGGCAAAUACAGCAGCUGGAGGACAAGAUUUGCAAUCUAAACGCCGAUGUGGAGGUUCUGACGCAAGAUAAACGCACUCUGCAGACAAAGGCGGUGCGCAUGGAGGAGGAGUUGAGCAAUUUCAGGAAGAAGUGCCAUGAGCAAGUGAUUAUCCAUGAAGAUGUCCAAGCAGAAUUGCAGAACAAAUUGCUGAUCAUCGCGAAUCUGGAGAGUGUCAACGAAGAGCUGACAACGCUUAUCAAGGAGCUAAAACCGUCAAAUGACCUGAACUCAACGGAUUCCUUGGACUUCUCCUUCGGCAGCUCCAACAGUAAAAUUGAUGAGAUUCAAGAGAACUUGGCCAAGACUGUGGUGGAAGUGCAGCUGAGAGAGAAGGAGAAUGAGAAUCAGAUUAUUCGCACAGCUCUCGCAGUGAAGGAGGCGGAGAUGAAUGAAAUUGCUCAGGAAAUUAAGGCAUUCAUGCUGAAAAUUGAGGCAGACGAGAGCGUUUCGAGUGGGAAGGACAUUCGGUGUGCGGUGCCUGAGCUGAUGAACAUGGUGGAGAAGCUGAUGGACAAGGAGGCGGCUAUGAAGAAGACGCUGGGAAAGGCUGAAGUGGAACAGUCAUCACUCGUGGACACCAUUGCACGUCUUAAUGACGAGUGCGCGCGAAUGAAGCAGGAGAUGGACGUGCUGGUGGGCAAGGAGAGAUCCGCUGAGGAAACACUGUCACGAGCACAAGAAGAGUUGGUCGUGCAAUCUCAAGAGAUGGAAAGGAUUGCGAAAGCUUUGAAAAACUUGCAGUGCUCAGCGGAUAAUGCGGAAAGGGAAGUCUUCAUGCUGAUGUCUGUCAAUGCCAGAUAUGAGAAUAUUAUUGAGGAAAAUGAGGCAUUGGAGAAAGAAUUAUCAAAUAAAAUCAAGAAGCUGGAGGAAAAAUGCAGUGUGGCGGAAAAUCAACGGGAAGAUGUGAAGAAAUCUCUUGAGGAUCACAAGAGAAAACUCAAUGAAUCUGAGGAUGCGCUGCGAGAAAAACAAAUUGAUUGUGAGAGAGUUGAAGUGGAGAUGGAGAAGCUGAAAAAAGAACAUUCUGUCCUCACCAAUAAGAUUUCUGACUUGAGUUCCAUUGUGAAAUCACUUCAGGAAGUAAAGGAGCACCGGAACACGGAAGUUAGUCAAUUGACCGAACAGCUGAAGAGUCAAAAGUCUGAGGUUGAGCAAUUGAAACAUGCCAAUGAAUCUGUGUUGUUCGAGAAGGACGAAUUGAGAGCAGAAUUGGAGACAAAAACUAAUGAAAUCGCGAAUCUGGAGGAAGUGAAGCGGAUUUGUGAGGAGAAAGUGGCUUCAUUUGAGAAAUUGUUGCAGGAGUCUGAAGAAGUGAGAGAAAAGGAGAAGAUAACGCUUGAAGAUCAAUUUAAGGAGGCUAAAAACCUCGUGGAUGAUCUGAAGGAUCAAGUGGGCAGCUUCGAGGCGCAAGAAAUUGAGCUCUGUAAGCAGAUUAAUGCUUUGACCACUGAGCUUACGAUGUGUAAGUCGGACAACAAGAAGUGCAAUUCGAAGAAACUGGAACUGAUAAAGCAGUUGGAUAUGCAGAAAACUCAGACACUUCAUUUGCUGAAUGAAAUUGAAAGUGGAAAGCGUGAAAUCGUGACUUUGAAGGACGCAAUAAAAGAAAAGGACAUUCUUCUCGAGACGACUGUGGCUGCCAAGGACGAAGUCGGUGUGAAUCUUCAGAAGUCAGUUGGAGAAUUCGAUGAAAUUAAACAGAAAUGCUCCGAGUUGGAGAGUGAGAAGCAGGCUGUUGUUCAGGAACUGGAGAGACUCAAGGCUGAAGUCAAUCAGUCGAGAGAAAAGAUGACGAAGUUGAGUUCGGAUGCUGAUGUUUUGAUGAAACUCAAUGAACAGUUGGAUGAAUUGUCGGCUGCACGUUCAUCAGAUGCGAUUGAGAAGCUGAAGGAUGUCCAGGAACAAAUGCUACUGAAGGACUACGUAAUUGAGAAUCUGGAGAAUGAAAAGGACAAAUUGAAUCGCGAGUUGGCUGAAAUGAAGGAAGUCUCUAUGCGAAAUGCUGAUCAGAUCAAAAAUAUGGAGAAGCAAAUCGAUGAGGAGUGCAAGAUGAAGCGAGAAAUAGCAAAGAGUCAGGAAGAAGAGCUCUCUUCUCUUCAGCGUGCCCUUGCAGAGACGUACAAGAAGACUGAGAUUCUCUCUGCAACUGUUCAGGAUUUAGAAAGCACGAAGAAGGAACUGAGUGCGCUCUUGGAGGCUGAAGUGGCUCAGAAAAAGGAAUUUCAGGAGAAAAUGUGUCGGGAAAGAGAAGCAUCGUCACAACUGGAGGAUGAAAUUCAAUCUUUAAAAGAAGAUUUAACGGAGAGGAAGAGUCACUGUACGAAAAUUGUCGCGGAAGUUGCAGAAUUGAAGAAGAACGUUGAAUGUCUGACCACUCAAUUGUCCGAACAACAAUCUGAAAACGAUCUUUUGCGAGAGAAGAACAAAUGUCUUAGCGAGGGCGAAGCUGAACUUCAGAAAAAGGUGGAGAAGUUGACGAAUGACAUUCAGGAUUUGGAUGCAAUUAAGAAGGAAGUGUCUAUGAGAAUGGAUAAUCUUGUUAAGGAAAUUGGUAAGAAAGAAGUCGAAUUGGAGAAUCAAAAGAAGGAAUCUCAAGCUGUAGAGGAAAAUCUGAGAAGAGAGAUUUCUGAGGUGAAGUCUCAGAAUUGUGACCUCCAAGAUGAUAAGAAGUCCUUUGAAGAGAAGAUUGCGAACUUGGCGAAUCUGGAGAAGAAUCUCGCAGAGAUUCAAGACACUUUGACUGCGAAAGAAUCUACAAUUCGAAGUCUUGAGGAUGUUAUUUCGUCUAAAACCGUGGAAAUGGUAGAAUUGUCUGAGAAGAUGGAAGCCAUAGAAAAUAAGUGUGAAAACCACGUCAAGGAACUUCAAAAUGAUAAGAUUGCGCUUGAAGAAAAGUCAGCGGAACUGCAGCGAAUGGAGGAGGAUCGUAAGGUGGUGAAUGAGAAGGCGAAGCAGUUGUUGGAGAAGCAACAGAACUUUGAGAUUAAGUGCACUCAAUAUGAGAAGCGUAUCAAGCAGCUCUGCGAGAGCAAGACCAAGGCUAUUGAUGUGUUGCAGAGGGAAAUUUCUGGACUUGAGAAGAGAAACAUUGAUCUGAGUGAUAACCUGAAGACUCUUCAGGUGGAAUUUGAUGUGAGAAAUGAUGAGAACCUAAAGCUGAGGGAAGAGAUCCAAUCGAUUGAGUGUCAAAAUGAUGAGAUCACGCAGAAGUUGCUGGACAGUGAUGGUGAAAUUCAGAAUCUUCAGGUGGAAAUCAAGAAGCUUCUGUCGCAAAACACACAAUUGGAGGCCAACAUGUCGCAGAAGGACAGCGAAUUGUUGAGUAUGAAGAUUUCUAUGAACAAAAAGAGUGCAGAGUUGAGCACAGACUCUGCGAAGAUUGCCAAUCUGCUGCAGGAGGUGGAGAAGUACAAGGGGCUGGAGAAGCAAGUGAAGCAGCUGGAGAGUCUGGAGCACGAGGAGAAGGAGAUCAAUGAGAGACUCGUGAAUGAGAAUGCCAUCUUGCACGCUAAGCUGCAAAAGAAUCGACAGAUUCUGGAUGAGAAGGAGAAAUCCUGGGUGUCUGAGAGGGAUGCGCUCAACAAGACCAUCGCUGAGUGUGGCAAUGCCGAUGAGAAGGUGUCAGAGAUGAAGCGUGAGAUGGAGGGAAAACUGGAGAAGAUGAAGGAUAAAAUGAAGACGCUCUGCACUGCCGAAUUGGAGAAGAUGAAAACGAGGUACGAGAAAAAGUUGGUGGAGAAAGAUCAACAGGUGAAGAGUUUGUCGCAUCAGAUUAACAGUCUCAAUAGUGAGAAACUGGAGUUGGUGAAGGAGAAUAUGCAUUUCAAGAGAAAGAACGACAAUGCAGCGAUGCUGAAGAAGCCAAUGCUGCCAGAGUUGAAUUUCAACAUGGAAGAUGAAGAGGGAGAGCAGUUCAACAACACUUAUCUGCUGAAGGACGUGAAACUCGAGAAUCCUGAACAUGCGUCAUUGUUUGGAAGGGAGUCAGUAACGAAAGAGGAGCUGGACUACAGGAACUCCAAGCAGCCGCCACACCUGAAGUGUCAAUAUGCUGCUCAGUACGGCAUUGGUGGUAAUUUUGAGGACGAUGUAACGUCAAUUGGGGAUGCAAAUGGGCAUGAUGACAGCAUGAGUAGCCUGCUGUACGCGGGACAGCGGAAGAAGAUGAGCGGCACGACAUCCUACAAGAGACCUGGACCGCCCACACCAAGCAAGAAUGGUGGACGUCUCUCUCUCAGCGGCGCCACGGAAAUCCAUCCGCGUCAGAUCCUCAAGGAGAUCAAUGAGUCCACGAAGCAACAGACACCGAGCGGCCUGAGACACUUCUUCGGCCGAAGAUCACUGGCAAAAGAUGAGAAUCCCUUGACCUCACCGGCUGCACGUUUCAAGAGUAUAUUUCGAAACAAGCGCGCCCAUAAAUAAGACUUUACGUACAAUUAGUACCUAUACGAGUUUAGUAUCACUUACGGUGUUUUAUUAUAAGCCAGUAAUCAGAGUAGAAAUAUAUUUAUUUUCUAAGAGAAAAAUUGUUAGAUUUACAAGAAAAUAUUAAGAAGUGUGCAAAAUGCAGAAUCUCAAU